AUGGAAGGGAUUUCCAUCUACGUAGCACCCACAAGUGAAACUUCUGAUCAGUGGAUCGCGCAUUUGUCAUCAGGUCCUGCUGGUGACGGGUUGGAACACGCCUCUUCCGUGGAUGUCCGUGGGGGUGUUACUUGCCUCGGGAUAGUCCGAACAAAGGAUUUACCGUUCACCGCUUUUGUGAUGGUCCAUUCACGAGACUCUAACCCUAUCGUAUUGUUACUAGUUCGCAAUUUUAAAGGUCAGACGCUGUUAAUUUAUCGUACUACAGGUAACCUCAAAAGAAUAGGUCCACAUGGACAGUUUGUGGUCAAUGCAACACAACUGACGAAUUAUCCAAGUAGCAAUGGGGAACAUAAAGCACCUCAGGGGACAACCCAAUUGAUGCAAUGA
Messenger RNA from Opisthorchis viverrini, 390 nucleotides. RefSeq lists its product as hypothetical. The record is from RefSeq and is a predicted model, not a curated record. The transcript has a single exon. Bases 1 to 390 code for a protein of 129 amino acids. Lineage: Eukaryota; Metazoa; Platyhelminthes; Trematoda; Opisthorchiida; Opisthorchiidae.